GGUGAUUAUUCAGAUUUGGGCAAGAACGGCGCAUGCGCGUCAGCUCCAGCGCGUCUCAUUCCGCUCGCGUCUGUUUGACAGGAACACAUGCGGCAUAUUCAGCGCUUAGAACUGAAGAGCGCUGUUUAAAAAACACUCCAGCAAGUCUUGCGUGCACACAGAGCUCGAGUGGUUCGGUCAGGAUGGGCUGCUCAUCUUCCAGCACACAGGCGCUCGCGCAGGAGAACCGACCGCGCGUCAAAGCGGAGGACGCGAACGGAGAAACUCUGCUCUCUCGUAAUGGGCUUGUAGCAGAAGACGUGGAGGCCAUCUCGGAUCAGAUGCAGUUGCCAGUUCAAAGCGCUCUGCUGGAUGAGCUGGGUCCUGGACCGGGCGAGACGGUGGAAGAAGUCCAGACUGAGGCCUCAGAAGCAGAGCAGACAACAGUCAGCGCUAAUGAUGCUCCUCUGGAGGGGAGAGAUCCAGCAGAUGUUCCUGCUGCUUUAGAACCCACUGACUCCACGCCUGCAGAACCCUCUCUAGCUGUGGAACCUGCAUCAGAUCUCACCACCGCUCCAGAACCCAAGCCAGCUGAGCUAACAGCAGCUCCGGAAGCCCCGUCAGACGCCAGCUCGGAGCCCACACUGGAGCAAGCAGACUCGGCUUCUGAAGCGAAGCCAGCCGCAGCUCAAGAACCAGUUCCGGUGCAGCUCCCUGUUAAUGUAGAGUCAACUCCAGCUCCAGAACCCACUCCAGUGGAACCCGGCCCGAAUGUAGAAUCAGCUCCAGAACUCACGGUGUCUGAGCCUGUCCCGAGUGCAGAACCAGCUCCUGCUGAGGAACCGACUGUGUCUCCAGAACCAGCUGCAGUGGAACCGAGCCCAGCUCCAGAAUCAGCUCCGGCUCCAGAACCCACGGUUGAGGAACCGAGUUCAGCUCCAGAGCCAGCUGCAGUGGAACCGAGCCCAGCUCCAGAAUCAGCUCCGGCUCCAGAACCCACGGUUGAGGAACCGAGUUCAGCUCCAGAGCCAGCUGCAGUGGAACCGAGCCCAGCUCCAGAAUCAGCUCCGGCUCCAGAACCCACGGUUGAGGAACCGAGUUCAGCUCCAGAGCCAGCUGCAGUGGAACCGAGCCCAGCUCCAGAAUUAGCUCUGGUUCCAGAACCCACAACUGAGGAACCGAGCCCAGCUCCAGAACCAGCUGCAGUGGAACCGAGCCCAGCUCCAGAACCAGCUGCAGUGGAACCGAGCCCAGCUCCAGAACCCUCAGCGGAGGCAGCAGCGAUCACACAGUCUGCAGAGGAGAACGCGACCUGCGCAGACGCUCCAGAGGGAGCCGCUGGUGAGGAGAUCGCAGCAGAUGCAGCUGUCGGUGAAGAUGGAGCUGAUCUGCUGAAAUCCACAGAACCUGAAGAUUGAUGUCAGUGUGUUCAUGUGACACUGUAAGAUGUGCCUUUUAUCUCAGCAGACGUGAGGGUUUGGGCUUCACAUACUUUUGUACAUACAUUAGUGUUUCUAAGUAGCGUUAGCAUCAUUAGCAUUGUUGUUAAAAGCCACAGAAAUGCCUUUGAGAGCGCAGGCCCCGAGGGUGUCCGGCCGAGCGUGGGACGAAAUCACACCAUGUCCUCAUCUCCAACACGACAGCAAUAUUAACUCACCUGAACAAACAUGAGCCAAAGCUCUAAUAACUGUGAAUCAAUUAUGCUUAAUAACAUGUGUUUUAAUGAGACAGAAGGGCUUUGUCUCUUUUAUGUGUUUAGUGCAUGUUCCACCUCAGACUGCAGAUGCAAAGCAGUUUGACUCUUUACUUGCAUUAAUCAAUGACAGAAGGGCAAACGGUAGUAUAUUAAUCAGUAGUGUAUAUUGUUGGGUUAUUUUAGUACAGUUUGUGGUGAUUUCAGAGCGCUAAUAAACCUCAUCUGAUCAGCUUCACAUCUGUGACAUCCCGAAGGAAAGCAGUUACUCAGCGAAUCAUAUCUGUGCGUGAAAACAAGAAAGUUGAGCUCUUUGUAAAAAAUAAAUCAAGCUUUUAAUGAACUGACAUGAUCUCUACACAUCUCCUGUAUGUCUUUUUUACAUUUAUAUGUGCACAGAAUAAAUACA
Messenger RNA from Onychostoma macrolepis, 2081 nucleotides. RefSeq lists its product as uncharacterized. Bases 33 to 1397 code for a protein of 454 amino acids. The record is from RefSeq and is a predicted model, not a curated record. NCBI's taxonomy places the organism in Eukaryota, Metazoa, Chordata, Actinopteri, Cypriniformes, Cyprinidae. The transcript has 4 exons.